AUGCAUGACCGAUGCCCGUGGACGAACCUCGCUCGAAAUUCUGACGGUAGCUUAACUCGACGACUAAGCAACGUCGGCACUUCUGACUCUCCUCCCUCUUUGCGCCUCAGCUUCUUUUGUUUCCUUUUGUCUUUUUCCUUCUUGCUGGGCCUUGAUUUUUUCCAACCUGACCGUCCGGUUGCCGUGGCCAGCAGCCGCAUUGCAUCGCUGCCAGCGGAAAGGGGCCAAGCCGCACAGGCGCAAACGGGUCCUUUGCCGUCAUCGCCGCCAUCGCUCCGGCUCAGCGUCAUCCCAGCCGAGCCGCUGCUGCUCGCAUGCCUCGUUGCUGCGCGCCCUCAACUUCAGCUUGCGAUCCUCGGGCCCGAUCCUCACAGCGCCGUGUCGCCUCCCGCCUGCUCUGCUCCUGGUCUGCGCAUCAUUCAACCCCCAAUCCAAUGGUGGGCGCGGCCAAGCGUAUGGGUAACGGGUAGCUACUUCAAAAUCUCUUCGCGCGCUCUCUCUCUCCAAUCUCGCACUUCUCCCUUGGGAACCGACCCCCCCCCUCUCCUCUCCUCUCACUCCCAUUAUCCUUCGUCCGCCCUCUGCGCAGACGCGGCGUUACAUCUUGUCUCUCGAACCUGGGCCGAUCGAUCACACACCCCCGUUAUCCGAGAGAGGACAGAUCCUGCCCGGCUGCGCUUCCGCGCUGGAAUUCACUGGCCUCCAUGCCACCGGCGCCGCCGCUCUAUUGAUUCUGCCGCCUUGUCACACGACCAGACGCCCUCCUGCGUGCUUCACGAAUCACAGAAGCCCAUUGGCCUUCGACCGCUGUGA
Messenger RNA from Trichoderma breve, 813 nucleotides. RefSeq lists its product as uncharacterized. Lineage: Eukaryota; Fungi; Ascomycota; Sordariomycetes; Hypocreales; Hypocreaceae. The transcript has a single exon. The coding region runs from base 1 to 813 and encodes 270 amino acids. The record is from RefSeq and is a predicted model, not a curated record.